This is a messenger RNA of Larimichthys crocea (large yellow croaker), 4175 nucleotides long. It is a transcript of the gene picalmb, whose product is annotated as phosphatidylinositol binding clathrin assembly protein b. Gene Ontology annotation, cellular component: clathrin-coated vesicle; clathrin-coated pit; extrinsic component of presynaptic endocytic zone membrane. The transcript is spliced from 24 exons. The record is from RefSeq and is a predicted model, not a curated record. Bases 98 to 2317 code for a protein of 739 amino acids. Gene Ontology annotation, molecular function: SNARE binding; 1-phosphatidylinositol binding; phosphatidylinositol-4,5-bisphosphate binding. NCBI's taxonomy places the organism in Eukaryota, Metazoa, Chordata, Actinopteri, Sciaenidae. Gene Ontology annotation, biological process: synaptic vesicle budding from presynaptic endocytic zone membrane; clathrin coat assembly; clathrin-dependent endocytosis.
UUUUUUAUCUUUCUUCUUUUUUUAUACACAAAACAAAAUCUUUUUGUUGUUGUUGUUGUUGUUGUUGUUGCGUUGGGGGGCUGACUCGCAGUUGAAGAUGUCGGGGCAGAGCAUCACGGACCGGAUCACCGCUGCCCAGCACAGUGUAACGGGAUCCGCCGUGUCCAAAACAGUAUGCAAGGCCACCACUCACGAAGUAAUGGGUCCGAAAAAGAAACAUUUGGAUUAUUUGAUCCAUUGCACCAACGAGAUGAACGUGAACAUUCCCCAACUGGCCGACUCGCUGUUCGAGAGGACCACCAACACCAGCUGGGUGGUUGUGUUCAAGUCACUUAUCACCACACACCACCUCAUGGUCUAUGGGAACGAGCGUUUUGUCCAGUAUCUGGCUUCAAGGAAUACACUAUUCAACCUCAGUAAUUUUUUGGACAAAAGUGGUUUACAAGGUUACGACAUGUCCACGUUUAUCAGGAGGUAUAGUCGAUACCUGAACGAGAAAGCUGUUUCGUACAGACAGGUGGCCUUUGACUUCACGAAAGUUAAACGCGGAGUGGACGGCGUAAUGAGGACCAUGAAUACAGAGAAGUUGCUCAAGACGAUCCCCAUUAUUCAGAACCAGAUGGACGCCCUCCUCGAUUUCAAUGUCAAUGCCAAUGAGCUGACUAAUGGAGUCAUCAAUGCAGCCUUCAUGCUCCUCUUCAAAGACUCCAUCAGGCUCUUUGCUGCUUAUAACGAGGGAAUCAUCAACCUGCUUGAGAAAUACUUUGACAUGAAGAAGACCCAGUGUAAAGAAGGCUUGGACAUUUACAAGAAGUUUCUCACCCGAAUGACUCGGAUAUCAGAGUUCCUCAAAGUAGCAGAGCAGGUGGGCAUUGAUCGAGGAGACAUUCCCGACCUUUCACAGUUCACAGUUUGUGCUCCUAGUAGCCUUCUCGAAGCUCUGGAGCAGCACUUGGCCUCUUUAGAGGGCAAGAAGGUCAAAGACUCCACUGCAGCCAGCAGGGCCAGCACCCUGUCAAACGCAGUCUCAUCGUUGGCCAGCACGGGGAUGUCGUUCACUAAAGUGGACGAGCGGGAGAAGCAGGCAGCUCUCGAGGAGGAACAGGCUCGACUCAAAGCUCUGAAGGAACAGAGGCUCAAAGAGCUCUCCAAGAGGCCCUCCUUCGCCACAACUGAUACGUCGCCGAUCUCCACCACCGGGGGCACUAUCAGCACAGCACCAGCCAUCGACCUCUUCUCUACACCCAGCUGCUCUAAUGGUGCAGUGAAGAUGGAGAGCGACCUCUUUGACCUGCAGUCAACUUUCCAGCCGGGUUCCACGGGGCUUCCAGUGGCGACAGCGUGGGCAGAUCCUUUCACCUCUGCUGAAGCUGGAGAUGAUUCCAUGCCAAACCUUAACCCUUUCCUCUCAAAAAUCGUUGUCGAUGCCACUCACUUACCUGUCGUGUCUUCAGACGGUGUUAGCUUUCCCUCUAGGACAUCUGGUCAUGAAAUGUUUGGUGAUCGUUACAAUCCCUUUAUUGACACAAACUCAUCUGUUUCAACCAAUUACAAACGCACAGUGCGGAUAGAACACUCCAUCUCAGACUCCUUCUGUGGUCCAGUGUCCAUUGCCCAGCACCUCCCACACCAGGCUCCUUACCCCACUGAGCCCUCUACUGUAGCAGGUCUAUUCAGAGGAUACUCAACGCCACAGGCUCCUCCACAGCAGUCAGCAGGGGGACUCCAAGUGGACUUUGAGUCAGUUUUUGGAGCCAAAGCCACCGGCAGCAACAGCCUCAAUUCUGAUGGUGAGGAGCAUUUGCAUAUAAAUAUUGCCGGGGGCAUCCUGAAGCCAACUCUCGCCGGCUCCAGCCAGCUGCCCGGUCAGCAGCCGGAGAAGCUGGUGUCAGAUGACCUUGACUCCUCCCUGGCCAACCUUGUCGGCAACCUUGGCAUCGGGAACGGCACGGUGAAAAAUGACAUCCACUGGAGUCAGCCGGGGGAGAAGAGGAUGACCGGCGGCACCAACUGGCAGCCCAAAGCGGCGCCGACCACGACCUGGAACCCCGUCUCCAUGCCAUCGUCAAUCAUGGCCUUCCCUGCCACCACGCCCACAGGCAUGAUGGGAUAUGGCAUGCCUCCACAAAUGGGCUCUAUGGGGAUGAUGAAUCCGCCCACCAUGAUGUACUCCCAGCCUGUGAUGAGGCCACCCAACCCCUUCGGCUCUGUGUCUAGUGCUCAGCCCUCCGCAGCCUCUAGUCCUUCCAGCCAGAGUCCUCUCCGAGCCCCUGGACAGGACCCGUUUGCACACCUCUCUCUCAAGGAUUUCUUGUAGAGCAUCUCUUUAGAUGCAGUUCAUGUAAUUUGGAGAAAAAAAGUGUCUCUCGGAAGAUGAAGCACUUAGCAGCAAAGCUUUGUCCUCGUUGCAGUCUAACUCUUCAGAGAAACAUUCUCACACACACACACACACACCCAAAUACAGACAUGUCAAGAACACAAUGGUGCAGCGACAGUCAGAAACCAUGGUAACCGUGUCCAAAAUGACGUUUGGCGAUAGCUCACACCCAUUAUUCUGUAACUUGUCCGAGACGUCGAGUGAUGCUGCUGUCUAAAACCCCCUUAAAGAGGAUUCCUUAUCCGUUUUACAGCGUAAUCUGUAAAGAUAGUUUAUGGGUGCUGAGAAAUUUUGAUGUUAUGUAUUUGGAUAUACUGUGGUUUGGAUGUUAAAGGCUUGAUGUUCAGCAGGGAGGGGGCGGAAGAACAACAACAACAACAACAACAAAAAAAUAAACAAGGAGAGCAGUCCUUCCCUUUCUUGAUCCGACCAUCAGUCAUCCAUACCCUACAGUUAUUUAACUGUCACUAAGUAGUGAUGCUAAUGGCGUUUACACCUGUUUAGUUUUUGUCUUUUUUACCGUGUUUACAGUAGACAUUCCUUGUGUGUUGUUUGUAUUUAUUUAUGAUUAUUGGUUUAAGAUCGGGGCAGAAUUUAAAAAAAUAAAAUAAUAAUGUAAAAUCUACAAGUACUUUGAACACCUGUGGGAGUGCUUCAGCAUUAAACAAGGAUCUCAGACUAUCAUUGAGAGGUAGAGUUAAAAAUAGCUAUUAUAUAAAAAAAAAAAUUACACCUAUUAAGCGGAAUGAUAGAGCACUAAAUAUUCUACGAGUUUUGUGUUAAGAAAACUUUUCUACUAGAUGAAAGAUUUCACAAUCUCUGUUGUACUUAAGUGCAGGGGUUAGAGUACGAGUCAGUUAACAGUAUAUAGUCGAUUCUGUGCCUAGGGUUUUUUGCAAUGGAUCAGUUUCCUGUCUAGUUGAAGAAAAAGAAGACGAAGAAGAAGAAGAAGAAGAAAAAAAAAACACUUCAUCCACGAAUCUGAAGCGUCGCACUGGGUGGUGGGCUCCAUUUGCUUUAAGCUUGGCAUGCCAUUGACUCACUGACCGUAUUCAAGGCUGCCUUUACUCUGAAUGUGAAAGAGUUGUCUUCAUGUUGCACACAUCUUUCCACACUACAGUUCCUCAGCGGGAGUCGGGUGGGGGCUUGUUCUUUGAGGGGGUUGGGAGGACGGGAAGUGUGUCUGCUUGCUGGUUAGCCGUCGCUACGUUAACGUUGGGUUGGGGAGAAAAGGGGGGGUGUCACAGAUUUGAUGUAAAUUAAUUGUAUAAAAAGGAAAAAAAAAAAAUCAAAAAGGACCAGGGUGGAGCGGGAGGAGCGCUGUUGAUCGGCGCUCUGUGUAUAUAAAAAACUGACUGUUCUUUGAGUUCAAAAGUGAAAGAUGUAUGAAAUAUGAAAGCAAUUCAAUCAAAUUUGACUCUACCUAAGUUUGAUUCAGGAUACACUCUGCGUUUGUCUCCGCAGAUAUUUUCUUUAUGUAAUUAGAACGUGUAGCAGACAAUGACUGAAGUCUUUUCUUUCUUUUACAAAUAAAGAGCAGCUUCCACAAACUAUUGUACAGCAUAUUUAUUCUUUUUAAUCAAGGUGAAUGUCAAAUCUAUUAACUGUCAUAACGGUGUGGCUCAUGGACGAUCUUUUAACUAGUAAAGGUUUAGACGUGUGUUGCCUGCCUGCUCACAUAAGGCAGAUGUUAAGAUUUGUGUAAACUUAUAAAACAUUUAGUACUUUCACCCAAUCAACUCUUGAGAUACUGUAAUAAACAACUACAAAAUUAAAAUAAAUGCUGCCUUGCAUAAGA